Molecule: messenger RNA, 2055 nt
Organism: Aspergillus mulundensis
Lineage: Eukaryota; Fungi; Ascomycota; Eurotiomycetes; Eurotiales; Aspergillaceae
Product: glutamine-dependent NAD(+) synthetase
Exons: 13
Coding region: 1-2055 (684 amino acids)
Biological process (GO): NAD+ biosynthetic process
Cellular component (GO): cytoplasm
Molecular function (GO): ATP binding; glutaminase activity; NAD+ synthase (glutamine-hydrolyzing) activity
Source: RefSeq, a predicted model, not a curated record
AUGGGCCGCCUCAUUACUCUCGCAACAUGCUCCCUGAACCAGUGGGCUCUCGACUGGGAAGGCAAUUGCGAGAGAAUCAUUGAAAGUAUCCGUCAAGCCAAAGCUGCCGGGGCCACUCUUCGUGUCGGUCCCGAGCUCGAAAUCACCGGAUAUGGAGUUCUGGAUGGCUUUCUCGAAGGAGAUACGUUUCUUCAUUCCUGGGAGAUGCUCGCCCGGAUCAUCGACCACCCUGAUUGCCAGGACAUUGUAGUCGAUGUGGAUGGAAAUUACCGAGAGAUGCGUCACUUUACCCCUUGGCAGCGACCCCAGGAGGUCGAAGACUACUACCUGGAGCAGAUUGUUGGCAAGAUCACAGGACAGUAUAAGGUUCCCUUUGGAGAUGCGGUCAUCAGCACAAGAGAUACAUGCUUGGGGUUGGAGACUUGCGAGGAGUUGUUCACACCGAAUGGGCCGCACAUACCUUACAGUCUUGCCGGUGUUGAGAUUAUUUCCAACUCAUCCGGAAGUCACCACGAGCUGAAGAAGCUUGAUACUCGUGUCAACCUCAUCACGCAGGCCACGAAACUAAGUGGUGGUAUCUAUCUAUAUGCGAACCAGCAAGGGUGCGACGGUGACCGACUCUACUACGAUGGAUGUGCCAUGAUUGUCAUCAACGGAAACAUCGUAGCCCAAGGGUCACAAUUCUCGCUAAAUGAUGUCGAGGUUGUCACUGCAACUGUCGACAUCGAAGAAGUACGCACAUACCGCGCCUCCACGAGCCGAAACAUGCAGGCCAGUCGGCAGACCCCAUUUGUCCGUCUUGACCUUGACAUGCGAUUAUCCCGCUCGGACGAAGAUGCAGACCCUGGCCUUGCGCCGUCUGAGACGCUUGUGCCCCGCUAUCACGCCCCGGAGGAGGAGGUCGCCCUGGGACCUGCCUGUUGGCUGUGGGAUUACCUCCGAAGAAGCGGUGCCGCUGGAUUCUUCCUUCCCCUGAGUGGUGGAAUUGAUAGCUGCGCUACUGCAGUGAUCGUCCACUCAAUGUGCAGAGAAGUCAUCAAAGCGGUUCAGCAAGGCAAUCAGCAAGUCAUCAAAGAUGUUCGCAGGCUGUGUGCGGAGCCAGCUGACUCAAUGUGGAUUCCUACUACCAGCCAGGAAGUCUGCAACCGCAUCUUCCACACAAGCUUCAUGGGCACCCAGAACUCUAGCAAAGAGACAAGAGAUCGGGCAAAAGAACUGGCCACUGAAAUCGGGUCAUAUCAUAUUGACUUCAACUUUGAUACAGUCGUGACUGCUCUUACUAAUCUUUUCACCGUGGUCACCAAUUUUCAACCCAAAUUCAAGGUUCACGGUGGUAGCCGGGCAGAGAACCAGGCGCUACAGAACAUCCAGGCCCGUCUGAGGAUGGUCCUCUCUUACCUGUUCGCCUCGUUGCUGCCUACAGUCCGCCAGCGUCCAGGCGGAGGUGGACUGCUUGUUCUGGCGUCCUCCAACGUUGAUGAAUGUCUACGCGGCUACCUGACCAAAUACGACGCGAGCAGUGCCGACCUGAACCCCAUCGGCUCCAUCUCCAAGGUCGACCUCAAAAAAUUCAUCGGUCACUCCUCAACCUCCUUCAACAUGCCUAUCCUGGACCAAUUCCUCAACGCAACCCCCACAGCCGAGCUCGAGCCCAUCACAGCCACAUACGUGCAAUCCGACGAAGCCGACAUGGGCGUCACCUACGCUGAGCUAGGAACAUUCGGAUACCUCCGUAAAGUGUCCAAGCUGGGCCCCUGGAGCAUGUACGAGCGCCUUUUGCACAUGUGGGGUAACGAGUAUUCUCCGCGCGAGAUCUAUGAGAAGACACGCCACUUUUUCUAUAACUAUGCUAUCAACCGUCAUAAGAUGACGGUUAUCACGCCCAGUUACCAUGCCGAGCAGUAUAGUCCUGAUGAUAACAGGCAUGACCUGAGACAAUUUCUCUACCCUCCCUUCACAUGGGCAUACAAGAAGAUGGAAGACAGCGUCAAGUACUGGGAAGAAAAGGGCUGGACGACAGGCAAGGCGCAGAAGAAGAGCGUCAAGGCGGAUUAA